Saccostrea echinata is the source of this 2317-nucleotide messenger RNA. RefSeq lists its product as uncharacterized. Lineage: Eukaryota; Metazoa; Mollusca; Bivalvia; Ostreida; Ostreidae. The coding region runs from base 909 to 2228 and encodes 439 amino acids. The transcript is spliced from 3 exons. The record is from RefSeq and is a predicted model, not a curated record.
UUCUUUCUGUGAACAUAUACUUAGUUAAUUUGGAAGGGGACAUCGUUGGACGUUGAGAACCGUUAAUGUUCUCUGGCCAGAAUUCCAAUCAAUGCAAACGCUGUGUCCCGACCGCCAUCUCGGAAUUCUAAUCAAUAAAUGGCAAAAAACAGAUCAAUAAAUUGAAAAAUACAACAGUUACUUCCCUUUAAAUUAUGUUCAGCAGCAUUUUCAUUGCUAAGACAGACAACUUCCGGUUAGCGAUUGUGAACCUCAACGAAUUUACAGGAUUUUGAACUAUUUAGAGUGAGCUGUAUUAAGGAAUUGUGAUUCGUUUGGAAUGUUCUUCUGAACUUCCAAUUUGUGUUGCGGAAUACUUUUGUGCGUCUUAAAUAAAUCUAGCUAUUCUUGGAUUAAUUCACUUGUACUUGCUAUAGUGUGUUGGAAUUCACAGAUUACACGAGAAUAGUUCAUUUUUAAUCUGCCGUGUUGGAAAUCGUAUUAAAAUUUAAACAUAAAUUCAUAAAUCAUUAUCUUUUGUCAUCUCACGGAAGAUCAAAUUAUUUCUGAAGACCAAGAGUCACGUGAUUUGGAUCGAUAUGGCGUCAAAACAGUGCUUUCUAAGCAUCGAUCGUCAAAUGUUUAGUACCAUGCUUAUUCCUUUAUUUCUUUAGAUUAUUGAAAUUGUGUCUGUUAUUUUUCAAAAAUGAAACAAUUCCACAGUAGCAACUUUGACGGUCAGCCUUUUUAAUAUAAACCGAGAUUCGCACCUUUCUGUAUUAAUAAUAAUACGAUCAUGUAAAUAAAUUGCCGAAAGCUUGCAGUCAACAAUGUGCUUUGAACCCCCAAAGAAUCAGAUUCCGUUUAUGAAAUUCUGAACUUAUUCUUAGAUCACUUUUAGCGCAUGUCUGUUAGAAACCAGUGACAAAAUGGCCACGUCUGUGGGGACCAGUUUACAAGGUACACAAACCUUAGCAUAUUCGUGCAUGGAUGCUGUCAAGUUGUUGCAAAAGAAAACGACAACAGAAAAUAAUAACACUUCAAAAUCCCUGGAAUUAUUACCAUUUCAAAAAGAUGGGUUAAAUGGAUUUCCAGUUAUUUUUACUCCCAAAAAUUGUUCGGACGUUAGGUUACCUGCAUCGUUGUUCUACCACAGGAAUAGUGACCCGCUUCUUCAUGGACAGUCUCGUGUGAGACAAGAGGAUGAGUUCGGUAGUUGUUGCCAAAUAGCACGUGAAAAAAGACGCCAAAGUGAUAAAGGACACUACAUAAACGGGUCCGGCGAACAGUCAAAUAGUCUAUGUGUUCACCCUGCCAUUGCCAACAUACACAGAAAAGACAAGAAUCAUAUGUGUAAUGGUGGACCACCUGGUCAUAUUAAAGUUAAUGGAAAUCUUCCAAAUGGAAAUUUAGAAACUGAGUUUUCAACCUCAAGAAAUACAUAUUCAAUUGAUGAUUUACAUGAUCAAGCAACUGAAACUAAUGAAAAUGUUUAUGGAUAUCCGACUGAUUGUGGGGACAUUAAAACGGAAGCGUUGUCUGGGUCGGAUUUACUAUUAAACAACAGCAGCUAUCCAGAUGAAACAGAACCGGAAGUCAUCAACAUAGAUUUGCGACCACGUAUUGUGUGCAAUGGAACGCUUAUAUCGUCAUAUCACGAGGAAGAUGGGACUUCAGAGAGACAGCCAUUUUUGUCUCAUCAAAGCGCCAGUGGUUCCGAGUCAAACUGUUCUGUAAAACAUAGUCAAAGCGUUAGGUGGCAAAAAACGCGGCAAAAUGUGCCAGACGAUUUUGUGGACCAAACGGUCAGUUUACCGAGUAGUUUGGAGAGACAUUCACACGUGAUACACGAGACGAGUGUGACAGAUUCUGAAUCCAGUUUGUCUGUGAAACCUUGCAAUAUAUGGAAUAAGGGUCGACCUUUAUCCGGGUUUUCGUCACGGUCCAUUUCACCACAGCCAGGGCCAAGUGGUUAUAAUGACGCCAAGCACAAAAGAGACAGCGGGAAGAAAACGGUGAGAUAUAGCGACACUAUAGGAAGCUACCACACUGUGGCGUCCGGUGGCAGUUCUAACAGCAUUAAUAACUUCCCCACCACUCUGAGUGAAGAGCACAUGAACAGACUGGAUCGAGAAAUCCGAGAGCUGGAGCGAGUUGGCAAAAAAGCAGACAGAGGAACUAUCUACUGCGCAUGCGGAGUUUUGGGACUUGUGAUAGGACUGAUUUUAGUCUUUGUUUACCUUCUGUGAUGUAAAUUCUAACCUUGUUAUGUUUGAAUGUUGGAGCUUUGGAAAGACUUUAUUAAUUUAAAAACCGUUGAUUUCCAUUUUAAUUAAAA